AAGAGCAAAAUUAUGAGCUUCCUUAUGCCUGAUGUAAUGCGCGCUUUAAGAGUCGCGGUAAAUAUAGAAAACGCCGGAAAACGCAUGGCGAACCAUUCAUUUACAAACGCAAACGAUCCGAUUAUGGGCGAACGUUCAAUCAUUCAUCGUUUGCAUCUCACAAUGAAACACAUCUACUUAAAAAUAAAUGCGAAAACUGUGAUACAUGUUUCGCCUGAGAAAACAACCUGA
This is a messenger RNA of Loa loa (African eye worm), 231 nucleotides long. RefSeq names its product zinc finger protein. The record is from RefSeq and is a predicted model, not a curated record. The transcript has a single exon. Lineage: Eukaryota; Metazoa; Nematoda; Chromadorea; Rhabditida; Onchocercidae. The annotation marks the transcript as partial.